Messenger RNA from Peronospora farinosa, 1668 nucleotides. Lineage: Eukaryota; Oomycota; Peronosporomycetes; Peronosporales; Peronosporaceae. The record is from the annotation of a GenBank genome assembly.
AUGCCGAGCUUCCACCUACCUGAAGAUCGUCUCCUGCCUGUGAAAUUAGAUGAUUUUCGGAAUGUUCUUAUCCGUCAAGAAGAGACAAUUAUCUUUGCACUAAUUGAACGGGCUCAAUUCCCACAUAAUCCAGAAGUUUACGUAAACGUGAAAGAAAGCAAAAGUGCAGCAUUUGGUGGAUUAAAGGGAAAGUAUACGACAUUUGAUGGCAGUCUAUUGGAGUUUAUGCUCCUUGAGACGGAGAAAUUACAUGCUUUGGCACGUCGAUAUACGUCUCCGGAUGAAAAUGCUUUUUUCCCACAUCUUUUACCUGAACCCAUUUUGCCCAUUGUGGACUACCCGCGGGUCUUGAAUCCUAACCGGAUUAAUAUCAAUAAUCAGAUCAUGAGUGUCUAUCAAGAGAAAAUUCUCUCUGGACUGACGAUACACAAUAGUGAUGACACGGCGUACGGAUCUACUGCAACAGCAGAUAUUGCAGUAUUGCAGGCGCUUAGUAAGCGUAUUCAUUUUGGCAAAUUCAUUGCUGAAGCCAAAUUCCAGGCAGAGACGGAACGGUACACAAAACUUAUUCUUGAGAAUGAUGCUGCUGGAAUCAUGGAGGCACUUACCAAUUUGACAGUUGAAAAGAAAGUGCUUGAGCGUGUAAAGCAAAAAGCCUCGACUUAUGGCCAAGACCCAAAUGCUCCAGCUGCGUCAUUUGAGGAACUGAAGGUGGACCCGCAACUGAUCUCGGAUCUGUACCGUGACUUUGUGAUGCCUCUUACAAAGGAAGUGCAAGUGCAGUACUUGCUGCAGCGUAUCGCACACCCGUCGAUCGCUGUUGCGGGUGUGGAGGGCUCAUUUUGCUGGCUGGCAGCACAGGCGCAUUUUGGAGAAGAAACACUUCAGAAAGAACAGUUGCUACAGGCCGAAUCAAUUAGCAAGGUCUUUUACAAUGUCAACGCAAACCGCACGGCCUACGGUGUCGUUCCUAUCGAGGAUUCUCAUCUGGGAAUGAUCAAGGAGACGCAGGCACAGCUGAUGCGUAGCUCGCUGAAGGUGUCUGCUGAGAUUGUAAUUACGCGGUCGUUUGUUUUUGCGGCUAAGGACAAGCACCUCGGCAAGAACUCUGACGUGAAGAAAGUCUUCUGCUCUACGGACACUGACGCACGGCUGCUUGUUCAGGCAGAACAAAGCUGGCCAAGCGCGCAGAUAGUCGCGGUUCUCAAUGUCUCGGAGGCAGCGCGUCGUGCUUUCGAUGAAGUGUCGACGGUAGCGAUAACUACGUCGACUGCCGCUGCGUCUAACGGCUUGGAGGAGGUUGACACGAGCCAUGCGCUGGCGUCUGAAGGUAUUGUCUUGGAAGGGAAGUCAUCUUUUAUCCGCUUUGUGAUUGUUUCAAAGGGCUACCCCGCGGCCACCGGGAAGGACAAGUCAUGUCUGGGCAUGGAGAUUGAGCAUGAAGUGGGCUCUUUACUCAAUGCACUGGAUGUAUGGAAGAACCACGGAAUCAACCUCACAUGUCUCGAGUCUUUCUACAAACAGCAGGGUGGCUACGGCUUCUUCGUGGAGAUCAUGGGCCACUUUGACGAUGCCUGUGUGCGUCAAGCUGUAGAUGAGCUGCAGUCAGUUUGCACUGUCAAGCAUCUUGGCUCGUUCCCCAUUGCAAAGCGCCUAGUCCAGAGCUAA